AUCACACAGUCUAGCGAAGUCUUGGUUUGUCCUUCUAUCUAUCCCAAGCUCCUGAGCAAGGGGGUGGGGGGAGCAUGGCUCCUGCAGUGUGAUUUGCUGGCAAGCGGCCACCCCCUGGACCGUCUCCUCCUUAACUGCAGUCACUUCAGAGAGGCUUCCGUGGAUUCCUGGCAUCUUAAGCCAUAAAGUGACUUGCUCGCAGCACGAGACAGAGGCUGCGUACUCCAGUUGUAUUCCACUAUUUUUGGUAUGAUGGUUUCCAGGACUCCUUUCCCAAUUACAUUUGAACAGCUUUGGUGAUUAACCUAAGAAACAUUGCCAUGGCUGGCCCAGGCCGGCGAAUUGGGAUGCUCUCUACAGAGCUGAAUAAGGUCUGCCCUGAUGAAGGAGAUGGCUAUCCCGUGUAUCCUAAGAGCUAUUAUGAACUCGACGUGGUCCCCAACCUCAGACGAAGUAACAGUGCUUUCAGUAAGACCAAGAAAAGGGCUCACUUCAAUCCUAGCAACAAUGAGAAGGAAAAUCUCAGCACGUGGAUUCCUGAAAACAUUCGGAAAAAAGAAUGUAUUUAUUUUAUCGAAAGUUCCCAGAUGUCAGAUUCUGGGAAGGUGGUGUGCGAGUGUGGGUAUCUCAGGGAACACCAUUUAGAGGAGGCCAUAAAACCUGCCAUGUUCCAGGGGAAAGAAUGGGACCCCAGGAGACAUGUCCAGGAAGUGCCAACAGAUGCUUUCGGGGACAUCAACUUCACAGGCUUGGGGCAGAAAUUAGGGAAGUAUGUGCGUGUCUCCUCUAACACCCCCCCGCGAAUCAUCUAUCAUCUGAUGACGCAGCACUGGGGCCUCGAUAUACCCAACCUCUUAGUAUCUGUGACUGGAGGAGCUAAAAACUUCAACAUGAAGCUGAGACUCAAGAACAUAUUCCGGAGGGGGCUUGUCAAGGUGGCCCAGACGACAGGUGCCUGGAUCAUCACCGGCGGUUCUCAUGCUGGAGUGAUGAAGCAAGUUGGGGAAGCCGUACGAGACUUCAGCAUGAUCAGCAGCUCUAAAGGCGGGAUUGUCACCAUUGGCAUUGCUACAUGGGGGACCGUGCACAACCGCAGUAGCCUCAUCUGCCCCAUGGGUAGCUUCCCAGCUGAAUAUGUAAUGGAUGAGGAGACCCAAGGGAACCUCUCUUGCCUGGACAGUAAUCACACGCACUUCAUCCUGGUGGAUGAUGGGACACAUGGCAAAUACGGCGUGGAGAUCUCCCUGAGGACCAGACUAGAGAAGUUCAUUUCGGAGCAAACCAAGGUGAAAGGAGGAGUUGCCAUUAAAAUACCGAUCGUUUGUGUGGUAUUGGAGGGUGGCCCUGGCACACUUGACACCAUCUACAAUGCAGUCACCAAUGGCACCCCCUGCGUGAUCGUGGAAGGCUCGGGACGUGUGGCUGAUGUCAUUGCUCAAGUGGCUAACCUGCCCAGCCCCAAAAUAAGCAUUUCCUUGAUUCAGAAAAAACUGAGCACAUUCUUCAAGGACAGUUAUGAGCAGUUCACUGAGAGUAAGGUUGUGGAAUGGACCAAAAAGAUCCAGGAUAUUGUGCGAAAUAGGCAGCUCUUGACCAUCUUCAGGGAAGGCAAAGAUGGGCAGCAGGAUGUGGAUGUGGCCAUUCUGCAAGCCAUGCUCAAAGCUUCCCGAUACCGUGAUCACUUUGGCUGUGAGAAUUGGGACCACCAGCUGAAGCUUGCGGUGGCAUGGAACAGGGUGGACAUUGCCCGGAGUGAGAUUUUCACCGAUGAUCAUGAGUGGAAGCCCUCUGAUCUUCACCCCAUGAUGGCAGCUGCCCUCGUGGCCAACAAGCCGGAUUUCAUCAAGCUGUUUCUGGAGCAAGGCAUGCGCCUGAAGGAAUUUGUUACCUGGGACACCCUGAUCUACCUCUAUGAAAACACGGCGACCUCCAGCGUCUUCCACGGGAAGCUGCAGAAGGUGUUGCUGGAGGAGAAGGAGCGCUCUGCCUUCUCCAAAGUGCCACGGAUCCAGCUGUACCACGUGUCCCAGGUGCUGCGGGAGCUGCUGGGGGACUUCACACAGCAGCUGUACCCCAAGCCAAAGACCACCGAGCGACACCGUCUCUCCAUCGCUGUGCCUCACAUCAAGCUCAAUGUACAAGGGGUGAGCCUUCGAUCCCUUUACAAGCGUUCCACUGGCCGGCUCACGUUCACCAUGGAUCCUGUGAGGGACCUGCUCAUUUGGGCAAUUGUCCAAAACCGCAAGGAGUUGGCUGACAUUAUCUGGACCCAGAGCCAGGACUGCAUUGCAGCAGCAUUGGCUUGCAGCAAGAUGCUGAAGGAGUUAUCCAAGGAAGAAACCGACACUGACAGCACUGAGGAAAUGCUGGCCUUGGCGGAGGACUAUGAGUCCCGAGCCAUUGGUGUGUUCACUGAAUGUUACCGGAAGGAUGAAGAAAGAGCCCAGAAGCUCCUUAUCCGGGUCUCUGAUGCUUGGGGGAAGACCACCUGUCUACAACUAGCUCUGGAGGCCAAAAAUAUGAAGUUUGUGUCUCAUGGCGGCAUCCAGGCCUUCUUAACCAAAGUCUGGUGGGGGAAGCUGAGUGUCGAUAAUGGAAUUUGCCAGGUCAUCAUGUGCAUGCUGUUCUUCCCUCUUCUCUAUACAGGUCUCAUCACUUUCAGAGAGAAGACGCUCCAGCCAAUGACUUGCCUAAACCGCUUCCGAGCCUUCUUCACGGCUCCAGUUGUCAUCUUCCACCUCAACAUCCUUUCCUACUUCAGCUUCCUCUUGCUCUUUGCCUACGUCUUGAUGACAGAUUUCCAGCCAACUCCAUCCUGGCGGGAGUAUGUCAUCUAUUUCUGGCUCUUCUCCUUGGUGUGUGAGGAGACACGUCAGCUUUUUUAUGAUCCUGAUGGGUUUGGCUUGGUGAAAAUGGUUUCCUUGUACCUCAAUGAUUUCUGGAAUAAAUUGGAUGUGUGUGCCAUCCUAAUCUUUAUAACUGGCCUGGCCUGCAGAUGGAUCCCAGCCACGUUGUAUCCAGGAAGGAUCAUACUGUCUCUGGCUUUUAUUAUCUUCUGCCUGCGUUUGAUGCACAUUUUCACAGUCAGUAAAACUCUUGGCCCCAAGAUCAUCAUAGUAAAGAGGAUGAUGAAGGAUGUCUUUUUCUUCCUCUUCCUCUUGGCUGUUUGGGUUGUGUCCUUCGGAGUGGCCAAGCAAGCCAUCCUGAUCCACAAUGAGAAGCGCGUGGACUGGAUCUUCCGGGGUGUUGUUUACCAUUCUUACUUGACAAUAUUUGGACAGAUCCCUUCCUACAUUGAUGGUGUGAACUUCAGCCUCGAUCAGUGCAGCCCGAACGGGACUGACCCCUACAAGCCCAAGUGCCCAGAGAACAAUGAGGCCAACCAGAAGCCCAUCUUCCCAGAGUGGCUGACAGUCAUCCUGCUCUGCCUCUACCUGCUCUUCACCAACAUUCUCCUCCUCAAUCUCCUCAUUGCCAUGUUCAACUACACAUUCCAACAGGUGCAAGAGCACACGGAUCAGAUCUGGAAGUUUCAACGCCAUGACCUAAUUGAGGAGUACCACGGCAGGCCCCCUGCUCCACCACCCUUCAUCCUCCUUAACCACCUGCAGCUCUUUGUCAAACGGGUCAUUCUCCGAAAGCCAGCCACACGGCACAAGCAGCUCAAACAGAAGCUUGAGAAGAAUGAAGAGGCAGCUCUCUUGUCUUGGGAGAUGUAUAUGAAGGAAAACUAUUUGCAAGUCCAACAGUGCCAACAGAAGCAGAACCCUGAGCAGAAGAUCCAGGACAUUGCAGACAGAGUGGAUAUGCUGGCGGAAAUGCUGGACCUUGAUCGGGUGAAAAGGACGGGGCUGGUGGAGCAGAGGUUGGUGUAUCUGGAAGAGCAGACAUUCCAGUUUGCCAAGGCACUGAGGUGGAUUGUUCACUCCCUGUCCAGCAGUGGGUUUGGAUCUGAGGAAGAGGCUCCUAUCAUAGUCCCCAGCAGAGCCCCAGAGAUGAAGGAAUGCCACCCUUCAGAGGAGGUCCCAGCAUCUUUUCACACCCUAUACCACGUGAGCGCCAGGAACCUCUUGUAUCCUAACUCCACUGCUGUCCGGUUUCCUGUACCUGAUGAGAAGGUGCCAUGGGAGAUAGAGUUUGAGAUCUACAACCCACCUUUCUACAGCACAGAAAGGCAAGAGAAUGUUAUACCAGAGUUUCUGAGAGACUCUUUGGAGAAUCUUUCAAGAAUCAACUUCAACGGUAUGGAUGGAGAUAUCAACAGGCAGAGCUUCCAUGGCACCUAUCAGGUCAAGGAUGACCUGCCACUGAAUCCCAUGGGAAGGACAGGCUUGAAGGGCCAAGGGAUCCUUCGGUUCUUUGGACCAAAUCAUGCCCUUCACCCUAUUGUGACACGGUGGAGAAGGAAUGUGGACGGAUCCAUAUAUAGAAAAAGCUUAAAGAAAAUGCUGGAAGUCUUAGUGGUCAAAUUCCCCUUUUCAGAGUACUGGGCUUUGCCUGGGGGAUCUCUGGAGCCAGGAGAAGCAUUGCCACAGAAGCUGAAGCGGGUUCUGAGACGGGAAUUCUGGCCACAGUUUCAGAAAUUGCUGAAUCAGGGUACAGAGGUAUAUAAAGGGUAUGUGGAUGACCCCAGGAACACGGACAAUGCCUGGAUAGAGACGGUGGCCGUUAGUGUGCACUUUGAAGACCAGAAUGAUGUGGAGAUGAAGCGAUUGAAUUCGUUUCUCCACGGCUGUGAUCUUGAGGUGACGGCCCGGUGGCAGGUUGUGGACAAGAAAGUUCCCCUUUAUGUGAACCACAAAGAGCUCCUGCAGAAAGCAUCCCUCCUCCUGGGGGCCUACUACUGACGACACAGCAAUGUCGACACUACCAAUCCAUUCCCACCACCACCCCACUUCUCUCCCUCAGCUCUUUCUAAAUGCAGUAAACCUGACUGGUACCUUCCCCCCCUGGUGGUUUUCUUGGUGCAUUGCUCCACUUUGGCUGAGCCCCACCCUGGGUUUUCAAGUCAGAGACGAGACCUCUGGGAGUGGGCGUUUCUCGGCUCGCACAAAAAUUAGUGUUUGUUUGCCCUCAGAAAGAGAAGCGGAACUUUCCUUUGUUAUGCUCCCUGGGACGCUGGAUUUCCCCUUCCAGCUAUGCCCC
Messenger RNA from Elgaria multicarinata webbii, 5145 nucleotides. RefSeq names its product transient receptor potential cation channel subfamily M member 2 (gene TRPM2). The record is from RefSeq and is a predicted model, not a curated record. Gene Ontology annotation, molecular function: ligand-gated calcium channel activity. The transcript is spliced from 33 exons. The coding region runs from base 321 to 4847 and encodes 1508 amino acids. Gene Ontology annotation, cellular component: plasma membrane. Lineage: Eukaryota; Metazoa; Chordata; Lepidosauria; Squamata; Anguidae. Gene Ontology annotation, biological process: release of sequestered calcium ion into cytosol.